This is a messenger RNA of Vitrella brassicaformis, 5183 nucleotides long. The record is from the annotation of a GenBank genome assembly. Lineage: Eukaryota; Vitrellaceae.
CCGAAGCAGAGGUCUGCACUCUCUCGGUUGGAUGGUCUGAUGCGGGGGGCCCGGCGAUGUGCGACCCCUACCCCCCGCAAUGCUCAAGAGGACCAGACGACGGAAGCAACACUCCGGCAUCCUCCUCCUCUUCCUCCACGCCAUCAUGGCCUCACUCGUCCUCACCAGCGCGUCCUUCCUGCAGGACCAGCGCACCAGACGCGAUGACAAAAGGCACCAGCACCAACAGCAGAAGCAGAAGCAGAAGCAGCAACCACAGGAGAAGAACCCCGCCCGGCAGCGGCUCAGGGACAUACGGUCGUCGGCAGCGCACUGGCUGCACAAGAAGGGGGCGCCGAAGCGUCUGCCGCCACUGGCAUGGUGCUCCGACAGGCGGAUGACGGCGGCGGUGCCCGUGGGGUAUGAUCCAGCGCAGAUCGGCAAGCGGAGGGGCGGGUUCGCCAACUCGCCCACCAUCAACGAUGAGAUCGUGAGCUGGAAUGACACCGAGUGGCGGCCUGACGGGAAGGGCAACGGCACUGAGGACUGCCGGGCGGUGUAUGCCUUCAACUUUUUCGGUCUCAAGGCCGACGCGCUGAUGGCGUCGGCGGGGUACGAUGAGUGCGGCACCACCGUGACGCGCACGGCCCUCUACACCUACUACACCAACGUGCUGCGCCUCAACGGGCCCAACAACAAUGUCAUCGUCACGUGCGCAUGCCCUGUCGACCUUCCCACAAACACCUCGCUCGACGACCCAGUGCCCAGUUGUCAGUCGACGGCCAAGUGGGAGCAUGAGUCGACAUCCAGACGCGCCUUUCAUGGCCGCAACGUCACGAACCCGAUGGUGGGUGCGGUGGGGCGGGGCCACCUGCUGUCGAGCGAGUGGAUGGUGGGAGAGAACAUGACCAUGGCCGUGCAAAAACGAGACGAGUGAGUCAGUCAGGAAGGGGGGAGAGGGUAUUGGCAUGGUAUCCAUGUUGUGAAUGUGUGUGUUUGUGUUGUGUGUCAGGGAGCUGGUUUUCGAGUCGGUGAUCGAGGGAGAGGCAGCCCAUCCGUGGCCGAUGGUGUGUGUGGCCCUCUGCAACGACACCAGUGGCCCAGCCGACCGGUCCAGUGACCGCUGCUCCCGCACCCUAAUGCUUGAGGGCUGCCCCGUCGACGCCGACAAUCGCUACAACUUCACGGUCCUCAACCAGACCGCCCACCGCAUCGUCUUCUCCUUCUCCCGUGACGCCCUCCCCUCCCCCGCCCCCCCGUAUAGCGACGCCGUCAGCGUCCGCUGCAUGAUGGCCGCCUUCCCCCAGCCCCCCUCCAGCAAGGCCAUGUGCGAGCUGCAGAAGACAUACGCAGCCAAGAGGCGACGAAGGAAGCUUCAAGAGGACGAUCCGGCAACAACAACAACAACAACAACGGCAGCGACAGAGGAGAGGAAGGAAGAGUUCCUUGCCAACGGGACCAGGAAAUGGGACGACCUCGCUGCAGAUGCGGAGGGCACGGUGGAGGGUCACGUGUUGAACCCCCUCAACUUCCCUCUCACCGGGCUGCUGGGUGUGCCUGGUGCCCAGUUCCCCCGCUUCACGCCCUCGGCCGAUCGGGUGGCCGUGGAGGUGGCCAACGAGAUCGUCUACGACAACUGGCAGGUCAACUGGGGACGCGACUUCGCCGAGGCGGAGACGGCCGUCCAAGUGGGCAAUGACCUGGCCUUCGUGGGCAUCGGUAUCGGGGUCGACCAGCGGGAGAGUGCCGUCAACGUGGGCUACGGCAAGACCACCGUGUCGUAUUCGGCGCAAGAGACCGACCUCGAGGCAGGUGUCGGCGUGGCAAUCGGGUCAUACGGUGUGCGUGUCGAUAACGACAUCGACGAUCGGGCCGUGGCCGUCGAGGCGGUCGCCAGAGGCGUCGAAUCGGGGACCAACGUCGACAUACUCGAUCGGUACAUAGCUGACACGCAUACAUCGAAGACAGACAGACUUAAGCGUGAGUGGCUUGUGGCUUCGUGUUGCAGGGAUUACGGUCAGCGCGUCAAGGUCCGCAACUUCGAGUUUGCGGCGCGUCACGACUUCUUCGACGUGCAAGACCCCAGCACCUUCGACGACGACGAGCUGGCGACGGAGGUGUUCGUGGGCUACAAGACCACUGCCGUGGCCGUCGGCACCGACGUCGACGACACCGAAUACGGCGUCAGUGUGGGCACACUUGGGUACCAAUUCUCAAUCAUUCGCGACUUCGACGAGCGGGAAACGGACUUCCAAGGUCAGCUAAGCGAACGGACGACAGGUUCCUGCCUCCACUCGGCGACUGUGGGCUCUGGUUCUCUAUCUAUCUGUAGGCAACUGGGGCGAUGGCUACCAGCUUGUCUUGAAUGGUUGGAAGGGCCGAUGGCCGUGAUAGAUACCGCCUGAACUUGUCGUGAGUGUGCAUUAAUUAUGUCUGUCUGUGGCGGUUCCUGCAGGUGACUUCCCCGACUUCGCCGACACUGAGGUGUUCGGUCAGGUGGGGUUCGGCAAGCUGGGUGGCGUGUACGUGCAGAUCGGUGCGGGUGUGGGUGGGGACGGCAUUCCACAGGGGUCGGCAGAAGUCGAGACCAGGGACAUCGGCAUUGGAUUCGACUUCAUCGAUGACGGGGGCAGGCGCCUCUUUCUGCUAUCAAUCACCAUCGGUGGGUGAGACAGACAGAAAUGGAUUGGGGAGCACUGGAUGAGUGUGGCUUUGUCUUCUGUAUGUGUGGUUGAUUGGUGCAGGCAAGUUCACGUAUGUGUGGGAAAGGUAAGGACAGACAAGCCACGUGGAUUCGCUCGCUGGCCGACGCUCACUGUCCUGCUGUUUCCUUGUCCUUCUUCCCCCCGUGUAUGUGUCCGCGCGAUCUUAGCAUCGUUGUGCCAGGUAACGCUGCACGUGAGCCAUGUCGAGCGUACAAGCGUCCUUAUGUCUCUCUCUCUCCCUCUCUGCCUGUGUGUGUAUGUGCAGACAAUCUGGAGCUCCCCCUUAUACUGGGUUCGGAUUUGGGCCUUACCUCCGCCGAGUCGCAGAGCACCACUUUGUCACGCCCCCAAUGAUGGAUGGAUGGAUGGAUGGAUGGGCGGGUGGGUGAGUGGCGUAUUCGACACAUCUAUAUGGUAGAGAGAUGUACGUCCAUUAUAUACAUCCGUCAACACGGGCAGGGGGACAGGCAGUGGGGCAGAAGAGCUGGUCGGUCGGGUCUUCUCUUCACACAUACACACACGGGAUGGAGGCGAGGCGCUCCGAUGGUUUGUUUUUUUUCGUGCCUAUCUCCUCCCUCCCUCCGUUCUGUCUACCGCCUCUCCAGCCACAUCUGUCUGUUUUUGGUUCUCGGUCGGUCCAGGCAUCGAUUGAUCGAUCUAUCGAGGCACCUACCUUUCAAUCAAUGCUGUAUGUGUGUGUGUAUGUGUGUACAGACUUGUUGUCUUUGAUUUGUUCCCGCUUCGCUGAUCAGCGGUGACUAGUCUGUCUGUCUGUCUGUCUCCUUGCGUAUUCGUAUCGAUACGUCAAGUCAGUCCAGCUGGGGAUGAGGACGACAUCAUGAUCCACACACGGGGUGUACAUACAUACGGACGCACGCACACACACAUACAUACAUACUUGAAUCGACGAGUAUACUGGAGGCCGGACGUCCGUGCAUGGGCAUACCGGGGGGCGGGGCGUGUGCGCCGUGUAUGGUGUCUGUCUGCGGUGUGUGCGGCGCAUGCCGCUAGUCGAAUGAGUGAAGGUCAUCCUAGGGUGGGGUGUGCGUGGAUGAUCAUAUGCGAUCGAUGCGGCGGAGUCGAGUCGAGCCGAGUCGACCAGCAGUAAUUCGGUGGGCACUGAUUUGUUGUUGUGACGGGAGCUGGGACGGGACAAUCAUGCAUGUGUUCUGUCUUAAUUGCCGUGCGGAAAGCGAGCGUGGCAUUCCAUUCCCUUCAUGUGUGUGCAUCGAAGACCGUGAUUCAUUCAUGUCUGCAUGCCAUCUCAUGUCAAGAAGGCUUGCUUCGCACAAACAUUCUCGGACCUGCCUGGACCUGCGUGUUCGUGUGUGAGUGCGUGUUGGGGCCGGUUGACGAUGAGGGCAACGCGCUGCUGGGGGGCGCCCAGCAAUUUACGGCAGACUGGCUCGAGAUAUUCCACGUCAUCGACACACACAGCUGGCUGGCUGACAUCGUGUGUGUGUGUCGAUGACGUGUUGCUAAUGCUCAUCAGAACAGUCGAUUAGCAGGAGUGACACGACCUCCACAGGACAGGAGUGUACGUGACGUAAUGAGCAACCUUGUUUCGAUGGACCGCCCCGAGGGGACACCACCGUUGGACGACUCGACUCAAUGUGUCAACCCACAAACUGUGAAUAUAUCUUUCUGUACGUAUGGAUGUAUGUGCGCUGUCGUUGCCACGGACUAGUUGAUUGACAUGGAUGGAAAGAGGGACACCCACAGAGUGCAUUCAAUGAAUUGACGUCUCCGUUGCACCAACACGAAACGUCUGAUUGGUUGACAAUAAUUUGACAGCAGGACGAGUGCAAAGCUUACAAAGCGGGAGUGAGAGUGCAAUCUGCUUCCCUUGUGUGUUUCGUCCUCCAGCCGGUAGUCGUUCAUCACCUCAGUCAGGGCGGACAGUAUCCCAGGCUGCUUCUGGAGGUCAGCCAUGUCCGCAUGAAUUUUCUGAAUCCUCUGGCUGGCGAUGCGGGACGCGUAAUAGAGAGCGUCUUCAUCCGGCGGAAUCAUAUCACUAUCGACAUCGGCAUCAUGAUCCAUCUCGUCCCAACCCGGACUUGCCACACACUCUAAAUCAGCCAUGUCGGUGGAAGCCAUCAUUUGAAUGUCUAAGCUCGCGAGAACGCGAUCCAGGCAUUUACAGGCCAUUUGGAGGAAAAAAUUGAGCCCGUCAGCCUGAAGUGAUUGCCUGAUUGACCUUUGUCCUGCGCACGGCUCACAGAGCGACUUGAUUCAUCCAGAAUCGGACACGCAGCCAGGAGCGAUGGACAGCAGCAGCGCUGACGGCCGCCUCAAGCAGAUCGAGAAUUUGCUGGUGCGGAUCAUGGCGUCGUACCACAGCAUGGAGAUCACCCUCAAUGCAGUCCUGGCCCGCAACAGACAGCUGGAGGCCGAGAAUGCUGCAUUGAAGCGGUGAGGCAAAUCAGCGGAGUGAGUCAUUGAUUGAUUCAAUCUCAUGCAGGCGAGUGAGAGACACCACGACGACAUUCGACAGUGACG